This is a messenger RNA of Ochotona curzoniae (black-lipped pika), 1272 nucleotides long. It is a transcript of the gene ESR2, whose product is annotated as estrogen receptor 2. Gene Ontology annotation, cellular component: nucleus. Gene Ontology annotation, molecular function: zinc ion binding; DNA-binding transcription factor activity; sequence-specific DNA binding. Lineage: Eukaryota; Metazoa; Chordata; Mammalia; Lagomorpha; Ochotonidae. The coding region runs from base 13 to 1272 and encodes 419 amino acids. The transcript has 7 exons. Gene Ontology annotation, biological process: regulation of DNA-templated transcription. The record is from RefSeq and is a predicted model, not a curated record.
CUCCUUCAAGACAUGGAUAUCAAAAACUCGCCGUCCAGCCUCCGCUCUGCUGCCUCCUCUCACUGUAGUCAGCCUGGCUUGCCCCUGGAGCACGGGCCCAUCUACUUGCCUUCCUCCUACGUGGAGAGCUGCCAUGAGUACUCGGCUAUGACCUUCUAUAGCCCUGCCGUGAUGAAUUACAGCGUUCCCAGCAGCACUGGGAAUAUGGAAAGUGGGCCCAGGCGACAGACCCCAAGUCCAAAUGUACUGUGGCCAACUCCGAGCCACCUGGCUCCCUUGGCCAUCCGAUGUCCGUCGUCGCUUCUGUAUGCAGAGCCUCAGAAGGCCUCUUGGUGUGAAGCCCGGUCGUUGGAGCCCACGUUACCCACGAGCAGAGAGACACUGAAAAGGAAGGUUUGUGGGAACAGUUGUGGCAGUCCUGUCACCGCGAGUCCAAGUUCAAAGAAGGAUGCCCACUUCUGUGCCGUCUGCAGCGACUAUGCGUCAGGAUACCACUACGGGGUCUGGUCAUGUGAAGGAUGCAAGGCCUUUUUUAAAAGAAGCAUUCAAGGACACAAUGAGUAUAUCUGUCCAGCUACAAAUCAGUGUACCAUAGACAAGAACCGCCGCAAAAGCUGCCAGGCCUGCCGACUUCGGAAGUGCUAUGAAGUAGGAAUGGUGAAGUGUGGCUCCCGGAGAGAAAGGUGUGGGUACCACAUAGUGCGAAGACGGAGAAAUUCUGGCGAGCAGCUGCAUUGCCUGGGCAAAGCCAAGAGAAAUGGUGGCCACAUGAUGCGAGUGAAGGAGCUGCUGCUGAGCGCCCUCAGCCCGGAGCAGCUGGUCCUCAGCCUCCUCGAGGCAGAGCCACCGGAUGUGCUGGUGAGCCGGCCCAGCACACCUUUCACUGAAGCCUCCAUGAUGAUGUCGCUGACCAAACUGGCUGACAAGGAGUUGGUGCAUAUGAUCGGCUGGGCAAAGAAAAUUCCAGGCUUCGUGGAGCUCAGCCUGUUCGACCAAGUGCGGCUCUUGGAGAGCUGCUGGCUGGAGGUGUUAAUGGUGGGGCUGAUGUGGCGCUCAAUUGACCACCCAGGCAAGCUCAUCUUUGCUCCCGACCUCGUGCUGGACAGGGAUGAGGGGAAAUGUGUUGAAGGAAUUCUGGAGAUAUUUGACAUGCUCUUGGCAACAACGUCCAGGUUCCGCGAGUUAAAGCUCCAACACAAGGAAUAUCUCUGUGUGAAGGCCAUGGUCCUCCUCAAUUCCAUAACAAAGGCAUGGAACACCUGCUCAGCAUGA